This is a messenger RNA of Lineus longissimus, 681 nucleotides long. RefSeq names its product twist-related protein-like. NCBI's taxonomy places the organism in Eukaryota, Metazoa, Nemertea, Pilidiophora, Heteronemertea, Lineidae. The record is from RefSeq and is a predicted model, not a curated record. The transcript has a single exon. Gene Ontology annotation, biological process: developmental process; regulation of transcription by RNA polymerase II. Bases 1 to 681 code for a protein of 226 amino acids. Gene Ontology annotation, molecular function: protein dimerization activity; DNA-binding transcription factor activity, RNA polymerase II-specific; RNA polymerase II transcription regulatory region sequence-specific DNA binding.
AUGAUUCCUGAACAGAUGAGCCUAGAAGCACACGGACUACGUGGAUUCCCCUUAGAAAUGCGGCGUUCGGAUUAUUCCGAGUUGGAUAUUCGGGUCAAAGAUGAAAACGAAAACUGUGACACAUUUCUCGUAGCUUCGAAACGCAGCGUGAUAAAUCUGCGGGAUUUAACCCACUCCGGACCCACGCCGAUUUCUCAUACAAUGAGGAGAGAUUUGCACAGCCCGUCGGACAGUGUAUCUUCUGACGACUUUCAUGACAUCAGUGCUGGUCUCAAUCUAACAGGGAGCAGGAAACGACCAUGUGAAUCCCAGGUUUCAGCUACGAAGAAAAUUCGAAAGACUGUUAGCCCAGGAAAGAAUCCGUCAACGCAGAACUUCGAGGAAAUACAAAACCAAAGGGUUUUAGCAAAUGUCCGGGAAAGACAACGAACGCAGUCAUUAAACGACGCUUUUUCUCAACUAAGGAAGAUUAUUCCAACAUUACCUUCGGAUAAACUCAGCAAGAUUCAGACUUUGAAACUAGCGACGAAGUAUAUCGACUUUUUGUAUCAGGUGUUACGUAAUGAUGAGCGGGAUUUGAAGUUUGGUGGUAGCCAUGGCAACAGUUGUAGUUUCGUUGCGAAUGAGAGACUGAGUUACGCGUUCUCUGUUUGGAGAAUGGAAGGAGCCUGGUCGCAAUGA